UGUCUAAGGGAUCACUUAAAAUAAAGAACUACAUAGACGUCACUUUUUCAGCUACAAUGAAGAAGACUUCUUUCCUCUAUUGCUUUUUAUAUGUUACAUUAAUCGAUGGAGACGUAAUUAAUGUAGAGGAAUUUGAAGGGAGAAGUGUCUCCUUCCGGUGCUCACACACAUAUGCAUGGAGCAACAAGAAGUAUUUCUGCAAAGAUCCAUGUACAAGCACAGGAGACGUACUAGUUACUGUAGAAUCUGGAGGAAGAGCAGAGUCAGGGAGGAUUGCUCUGGUGGACUCUGGGGAUGGAUUCUUCACUGUGACCUUCAGCAAUCUUCAGCUGUCAGACUCACAGAAAUACUGGUGUGCAGUGGAGCGAACUGGUUUCGAUACAUAUGCUGAGAUACACCUAACAGUAAAGAACGCUGUUGCAACCGUGACAACUGUCAUACCGGGAGUUGCCACAUGGACAAAUCAAAAUACCAACACAACAAACUUCACAACUGGAACAGGAACCAUGAAGCCUUUAGAACUUUCAACAGCCCUAAACUUCACAGCUGAAGAAGAACCUAAAAUCAACACAGACACCAUCGUGUUUGCUACCGUUGGUAGUGUUGGUCUGGUCUCCGUCUUGCUGCUGGCAGUAUGUUUCCGGAAGUCCAGAAAAAACUCAAAACAUAAACAAUCAGUUUACUCCAAAAGUGCAGACCUCACCAGUGCAAACAAAAGAGAGGUCAGCUGUGGUUAUGAUGACACUGACAAGAGGAAAAAGGGCAGUAAGAAGUCUCCUAAGAGUUCAUCUGUCUCUGCUCACCAAAAAAGAGAAGAUCCACUAACAUCUGAUGCCACAGCGACCAAAUGUAGUGUACUCGCUGAUACUGAUCAAAACAUCUCUUUCCCCAAACUUCCUGAAUGUUCAGGAUAUUCACUCACAGAGGACCAAAAUGACUAUGAAAAUAACUCUGGAAUCUACAUCAAUACUUUGCCAGCUUUCAUAUUUGAAAGAACAGAUGAUGGUACUUGUAGAAAGCAAAUAACUGAACCUAAUACAAGCAAAAAUACACUGAGCUGUGCAAACCGUUGUGUCUCCAGAGCCCCAUGUGAAUCCAAUGAAGAGAAGCCCAGCUCGCUUUGGUUUGGUUUAGAUUUAUCAGAAAUAAAUCAGAAUUAGUUUCAAAGAUCUGAUUUGUAAAUUUGUUAUGGACAUUUAUGGAAAAGUGAACUUCUUCACUAAUCAUCAAUAACAGUCUUCACCAUUAUUAAAGUUGCACACUGUAUUGUACUGUCAGUGUUUCCAUUUCAUGGCUGUCUCUGUCUGUUUUUGUAAUUUAUACUUUGAUUUUGUUUAACUGGGAGGAGUCCCCGGGGCAGACACAGGACACGCUGGAGAAAUUAUAUCUCUCGGCUGGUCUGGGAACGCCUUGGUGUUCCCCCGGACGAGCUGGAGGAGGUGGCUGGGGAGAGGGAGGUCUGGGCUUCUCUCGCUGCUGCCCCCACCACCCAGCCCCGGAUAAGCAGAAGAAAAUUGAUGGAUGGAUGGAUGGAUGGAUGUUGUUUAUUAUAUACUUUUAUCAUAUAUUAUUUGCAUCACAUUUGAUACAUUGGGCGUUUUGGCAACUUUUUGUUAACAACAAUGUUAAUUUUAGACAAAAAAAAGAGUUUGGUCCAUAACAUUUUGAAAUUAUUGCAAGUAUUGAUCAUGUUGAUGAGGUCUCAGAAACUCAUGUAGCAAAUAUGAUACAAAGGGCAUUACAGGGUUAAGAACAAGUCUAAUAGCUUGUUGACUCAAAGUUGAAGUGUGAACUGACACUGACAUAUGGUUAACACGUCAGGGGAAAUGUGCUACAUUUCUAGUGGGUGAAAGUUAGUUAGUGUAGUAUCUUGUGUGUUUUUGCGUGUGUUGACAUCUGCUGUUGUGUUUAAUGUUAGCAUGUAUAUACCUAAUAGGCUGUUUGUUUGCAGACAGUGAUAAAUUGAAAAUAAACUCUCAAAAAUCCUUCAUAA
Molecule: messenger RNA, 1993 nt
Organism: Oreochromis niloticus (Nile tilapia)
Lineage: Eukaryota; Metazoa; Chordata; Actinopteri; Cichliformes; Cichlidae
Exons: 6
Coding region: 57-1160 (367 amino acids)
Cellular component (GO): plasma membrane
Molecular function (GO): transmembrane signaling receptor activity
Source: RefSeq, a predicted model, not a curated record